AUGCAGCAACAUCCCUACACCACAACGUACAUCAGUUGUCCUGCCUUUGGGCAGCCAAGCGCCGGCACCGAACAGAAGCAGCCGCGCCCGAGGAGCUGCCAGCCCCAGGCCCCCCGGCCACGCGGCAAGACAUCCGUCAUGGCGCCACCGACGACGACGACGACCUCGUGUGCUAUGCUCCCGCCGCUGCCGGCUGUAGCGGUGCCGCCUUUGUGCGUGACGUGCCAGAGCCUGGGCAUGGUGUACCGGGAAAAGGCCGUGGACAAGAUCAAGACGUGCGCGCUCUGCAACGGUGUGGGGAUCGUGAAAUUGCUAGCCAAGAGCGCCGAGGGUAUCUGCUGGUACUGCUGCGGCGAGGGGGAGACAAAGUACAGAGCCGUGGACGCGGGCUGGAUACAGUGUUACUGCAAACAGCAGCUAAAGAGGCGGCCGUCGCAGCCGGGCACAGUCUCGAUACCAUAA
Beauveria bassiana ARSEF 2860 is the source of this 462-nucleotide messenger RNA. RefSeq lists its product as uncharacterized. NCBI's taxonomy places the organism in Eukaryota, Fungi, Ascomycota, Sordariomycetes, Hypocreales, Cordycipitaceae. Bases 1 to 462 code for a protein of 153 amino acids. The record is from RefSeq and is a predicted model, not a curated record. The transcript is spliced from 2 exons.